Alligator mississippiensis (American alligator) is the source of this 1602-nucleotide messenger RNA. Its product is annotated as complexin-4-like. Gene Ontology annotation, biological process: neurotransmitter transport; synaptic vesicle exocytosis; regulation of neurotransmitter secretion. Bases 21 to 470 code for a protein of 149 amino acids. The transcript is spliced from 3 exons. Gene Ontology annotation, cellular component: SNARE complex; terminal bouton. NCBI's taxonomy places the organism in Eukaryota, Metazoa, Chordata, Crocodylia, Alligatoridae. The record is from RefSeq and is a predicted model, not a curated record. Gene Ontology annotation, molecular function: syntaxin binding.
CUGUGCCGCCAGGAUCCAGCAUGGCUUCCUUUUUCACGACAGCCAUGAAAAGCUUCAGGGGCGGAGGUGAGGAGCAGGAGGAACCCAAGGAUGGGAAGAAGGCAGAGCUGUCCAACGGCAUGUCCCACGAGGAGUUUGAGGAAUACCAGCGGCAGCUGCUGGAGGAGAAGAUACAGCGGGACAAAGCCUUUGCACAUAAGAAGGCAGAAAGAGCCACUGUCCGGAUGCACCUUCGGGGGAAGUACCGCCUGCCACAGAGUGAACAGGAUGGUGCCCAGAUCCAAGUGGCUGGAGGAGAUGUGGAUCUCCCUGAGGAUCUGGCUGCGAUGGUGAAAGAGAAGGAAGAGGAGGAGGAGGAAGAAGGGUCAUACUCUUUCUUGGAGAAGCUGCAGGAGAUGGAUUUGGAAGCCUUGAAAAGUAGAGCACAGGGCACAUUUGAUGAGGUGAAGGGGAAAUGCGUGCUGAUGUAAGCCCUAGUAGUGCUGCCCAGCUGGCUUCCUGCUACGUGAGCCCAUGCUCAGGUUUGGGGCUCUGUCACCAGAUGAGAGCAGCUCAGUCAGGCAUGCAGGUGGGUCCGAGUGUCCCUGGGGGAUGUGGUUCCUCGGAGGUCUGGACAAUCAGGUUCAGGGAUACAAGGGCUAUUUAGGGGCCCAGCUCCCAAUGGUUUCAAUAGGAGUUUGCUGGCCAUGUAGCAGUGAGGCACUUUAAUGCCUAUGUGGGUCUGGGUCUGAGAUGCCAUGGAGCUGGGUGCCAUAUAAAAUACAGAACAGCCCCCAGCUGCUCUCUCUUCUCCCUUAGCCAUGAACACGGUGGUCUGCUGAGGCCACAUGCAGGGCCCUCAGCCCAUGCCCCAUCUCUUCCUGGGGCAGCAGAGUUUGCUGGGGGCAGCGCUGCCUGGUCCUCUGGGGCUGCGUGGCCCUGAGCCCCCUCACCGCACACACAGCUGCAUUCAGCUAACCUGGUCUCUCAUGAAAACUUGGCUCUGAUGGCAGACUGCUGCGGUGCCUCCUUCCCAGGAAAGGCAGGAGCUUUCCCUAUCCCUCAGCCCCAGAGGCAAGGGAUAAUACUCAGCCUGGCACAGCUCAGCCCAAGGUCCCAUCCACCAGCAGUUGGAGUUACAGGGAACCACAAAGUUGCAUCCCAAAGGCUGGAUUUAGACAUGUUCUUCGCACACCAUGUCAGUGGAUCACAAGUGAGUAGCAACACAGUGCCUUGGCAUCAGAACUGGACCAGAAAUGCCCAGCGCAUCACCUACACAGCCAAUUUUGGCAUCUUUUUUCUGGGAUUGUAUGCCUCUUGUGCUGGGGAGAAUGCAGUAUUGCCCAAGUGUUGCCCCAGGAAGGCUGUGAGCACAAAUCUGUAACUCUAGCAUUUGCAGCAAAACAGUGAAGGUGCUAGGGGAGGCCUAUUUCUGCAAGGGGUAGGAGCAGGAGGCAGGUUUGCUAGUCGCACCUCUGUGCAGAGCAUGUGUUACCCUGCCUGUCCAUCUCCAUUCCUAGCCCACUACUUCAUCUCUCUUCCUAGCCAAACCUGCACAGUGAUGAUUUGGAAACGCACAAAAUCCAGAAUCAGCCCCACAAUGGAGCUGCAUGUAAUUCUUAA